This is a messenger RNA of Plenodomus lingam JN3, 1032 nucleotides long. RefSeq lists its product as uncharacterized. Lineage: Eukaryota; Fungi; Ascomycota; Dothideomycetes; Pleosporales; Leptosphaeriaceae. Gene Ontology annotation, molecular function: oxidoreductase activity. The record is from RefSeq and is a predicted model, not a curated record.
AUGACGCCGGACCAUCAGCAUCACGUCCUCGCUUUAUUUCUGCCACAACGCUCUAGGCUCUCACCGGCGCAAUCUGAAAAAGUACUCAUUACCUCCAACCGUAUGUCAAUGGCAAUCAAAAAUGUCGCCUUAAUUGGCGGUACCGGAACGCUGGGCGCUCCCGUCCUCAAAGCCCUAAAGGCAUCUGAAUUCAACAUCUCGGUCCUCAAUCGCCAGAGCUCGAAAUCCGUGUACCCCAAGACCAAAGUAAUCACCAUUCCUGAUGAUUUGAACGUCGAUGAAGUGGCCAAGGCCUUGAAAGAAAACGCAAUCGAUGCCCUCAUCAUCACCAUUGCAGGUAGUCACGUGGAGUCGCAAAAGAAGCUCAUCGAUGCCGCAUUCAAAGCCGGUGUCAAGCGCGUCAUGCCUGCAGAGUUUGGCAGUUGCGACUCUGCAGACGACAAGACCAAUGAGAUUCUACCACUCAUGAAGGGCAAGAAGGAUGUACGAGAUUACCUCGUCACACUAGAAAGCAAGAAGCGCGACGACGGAUCAAGCCUGACGUGGACGAGUCUCGUCACCGGCCACUUCUUCGACUACGGCCUAACAUGCGGGCUACUAAAGUUUGACCUCAAGGCACGAAAAGCAUACAUCCUCGACGGCGGCAACAUCAAAUUCUCCGCCUCGAAUCUCGCCUUCAUCGGCAAGGCUGUGCUCAAGAUCCUGCAAAAGCCAGAUGAGACGGCAAACAAGCUCCUGUACGUUCACAGCAACUACGUAACCCAGCUCGAGCUCCUGGCCGCGCUAGAGACCGCCACAGGCGAGCAAUUCGAGAGAAUCGAGCAGAGCAGCGAGGAAGAAUUGAACGUUUCAAGGCCCAAGAUGCUCGCCGGUGAUGGGGAAGCGAGAGAAGAGGUUGUUGCAGUUUGGGGCGUCGUUGCCUCGGACUGGAAGGAUAAAAAAGGAUUUGCAAAUUCCCUGCUCGGCUUGCAAGAAGACGAUCUCCAUGAGACUGUUGCUAGAGUUGUUACAGAGAUCCAAUCAAACUCUUGA